This is a messenger RNA of Scedosporium apiospermum, 798 nucleotides long. RefSeq lists its product as uncharacterized. The record is from RefSeq and is a predicted model, not a curated record. Gene Ontology annotation, cellular component: nucleus; cytoplasm; cytosol. Gene Ontology annotation, biological process: dTDP biosynthetic process; dTTP biosynthetic process; dUDP biosynthetic process. The coding region runs from base 1 to 798 and encodes 265 amino acids. Gene Ontology annotation, molecular function: dTMP kinase activity; ATP binding. Lineage: Eukaryota; Fungi; Ascomycota; Sordariomycetes; Microascales; Microascaceae. The transcript is spliced from 3 exons.
AUGGCUUCGAUUAACGAUCUCGCCGCGGCGGCCAUUGCCACGUCUGCGGUGCAGCGGAGCUCGGGUGGGCGCGGAGCACUGAUUGUGCUGGAAGGCCUCGACAGGAGUGGCAAGACGACGCAAGUCAAGCUAUUAGAGCAGAGGUUUGUGGAGCUUGGGAGGAAGGUUAAGGUUAUGAGAUUCCCUGAUCGAUCGACCCCAGUUGGCCAGAUGAUCGAUGAAUACUUGAAAAGCGCGAUCGAAAUGGAUGAUCAUGCUAUACACCUCCUUUUCAGUGCCAACCGAUGGGAGGCUGCAAAGUCGAUAAACACUCUCCUCUCGGAUGGCACGACAGUAAUCUGCGAUCGAUACUACUACAGCGGCGUCGUAUACAGCGCCGCCAAGCAAAACCCAACGCUCUCCCUACACUGGGCGCGAGCUCCCGAGGUCGGCCUUCCACGCCCCGACAUGGUCCUCUUCCUCGACCUCGAGGAAGCAAAGGCCCGCGAGCGCGGAGGCUGGGGCGGCGAGGUGUACGAAAAAUCGGAAAUGCAGAAGCGCGUGCGUGAUCUCUUCUGGGGCCUCAGUAUGGGUACGAUCGGCACGCCGGAGGGGCCUGGAGGGACGCCACAGGAGAGGUCGGCGGCUACCAAUACUACGGAAACGAGAGUGUUUAGGCAGGAAGAGGAGGAUCUGGUCCUCGUGGAUGCGAGUCCUUCGGUUGAAGAGGUGGCGGAAGAGAUUUGGAAGAAGGUUCUUCCAAGGGUUGAAGCGGUGGAUAGAGGCGAGGUUGGAAGGGUUGUGAGGACUGUGGCGUGA